AUGUGUUUGCGGGAUAUGAGGCUGCAGCUGGACCCAAGCCAGAACCGUGUUGCACAACAAACUGUGACAUUAUUGUCACAGGGCAGGGUUCAUCAAAUUGAGUAUGCAAUGGAUGCUGUCAAGCCAGGUUUGGCUGUGGUUGGUCUGAAAUCAAAAACCCAUGCAAUGUUGGUUGCACUGAAGAGAGCACAAUCAGAGCUUACAGCUCCUCAGAAAAUAAUUCUCCAUGUUAACAACCAUAUUGGUAUCUCAACUGUGGGACUUACUUCUGAUGCCGGACUGUUAUGUAAUUUUAUGUGCCAGAAGUGUUUGGAUUCUGGGUUUGUAUUUGACAGAUAUCUUCCUGGGUCUCAUCUUGUAUCUCUAAUUAGAAGUAAGCUGGUUAUGAUGAUAUGGGCCCUCACAUUUUCCAAACCUGUCCAUCUGCCAACUAUUUUGACUGUAGAGCCAUGUCCAUGGCAGCCUGCUCUCAAUCAUCUCAUACUUACUUGGAGAGACAUAUGUCUGGGUUUAUGGAGUGCAAUUUGA
Neogale vison (American mink) is the source of this 528-nucleotide messenger RNA. RefSeq names its product proteasome subunit alpha type-1-like. Bases 1 to 528 code for a protein of 175 amino acids. The record is from RefSeq and is a predicted model, not a curated record. The transcript is spliced from 3 exons. Lineage: Eukaryota; Metazoa; Chordata; Mammalia; Carnivora; Mustelidae. Gene Ontology annotation, cellular component: proteasome core complex; proteasome core complex, alpha-subunit complex; nucleus.